Messenger RNA from Nothobranchius furzeri (turquoise killifish), 2155 nucleotides. It is a transcript of the gene dnaja2a, whose product is annotated as DnaJ heat shock protein family (Hsp40) member A2a. Gene Ontology annotation, molecular function: ATP binding; Hsp70 protein binding. NCBI's taxonomy places the organism in Eukaryota, Metazoa, Chordata, Actinopteri, Cyprinodontiformes, Nothobranchiidae. The record is from RefSeq and is a predicted model, not a curated record. Gene Ontology annotation, biological process: response to heat; protein refolding. Gene Ontology annotation, cellular component: cytosol; cytoplasm.
GCGGAAACGUUAUUCGGCGGGGAACAUAUUUAGGCGUAACACCGGAAACUGUAGCAGAAACGAACAUCUUCCACCGGCUUCGGGCUCCUUCUCUUUGUCCGUCCUGCUCUGUCUCGAAGCGACAUUCACAGCAACACCAUGGCCAAUGUAGCCGAUACGAGACUAUACGACAUUCUCGGAGUGUCUCCGUCCGCAACUGAAAACGAAUUGAAGAAGGCAUACCGUAAAUUGGCAAAAGAAUACCACCCUGACAAAAAUCCAAAUGCAGGAGAUAAGUUCAAAGAAAUCAGCUUUGCCUAUGAGGUGCUGACCAACCCUGAAAAGAAGGAACUUUAUGAUCGCUAUGGAGAACAAGGCUUGCGGGAAGGAGGAGGGGGUGGUCCUGGGAUGGAAGACAUCUUCUCCCACAUCUUUGGUGGUGGGCUCUUUGGCUUCAUGGGUGGGCAGGGGAACCGCUCGAGGAAUGGGGGACGAAGACGAGGCGAGGACAUGGUCCAUCCACUCAAGGUGUCCCUAGAGGACCUGUACAACGGCAAAACAACAAAACUACAACUUAGCAAGAACGUACUAUGUAGUGGAUGUAAUGGACAGGGAGGCAAGACGGGCGCAGUGCAGAAAUGUACCACAUGUCGGGGGCGUGGAAUGCGUGUCAUGAUCAGGCAGCUGGCCCCGGGGAUGGUCCAACAGAUGCAGUCUGUUUGUACUGAUUGUAAUGGAGAAGGUGAAGUUAUCAGUGAAAAGGACCGUUGUAAAAAGUGUGAAGGCAAGAAAGUAGUGAAGGAGGUAAAAAUCCUGGAAGUGCAUGUGGAUAAAGGCAUGAGGCAUGGCCAGAAAAUUACCUUUGGGGGAGAAGCUGACCAGGCACCAGGCGUGGAGCCCGGGGACAUAGUCCUUGUCCUGCAGUCUAAAGAGCAUGAGACAUUCAGACGCGAUAACAACGACCUGUUCAUGAACCAUAAGAUUGGCCUGGCGGAGGCGCUGUGCGGCUUCCAGUUUAUGCUGAAGCACUUAGAUGGGAGACAGAUUGUUGUCAAGUAUCCUGCUGGAAAAGUUAUUGAACCAGGCUCUGUCAGAGUGGUGCGAGGAGAAGGCAUGCCGCAGUACAGGAACCCCUUUGAGAAGGGAGAUCUGUUCAUCAAGUUCGAUGUCCAGUUCCCUGAUCACAACUGGAUCAGCCCAGAGAAACUUACGGAGCUGGAGGACAUGCUUCCCUCCAGGUCAGAACCGCCCAUCAUCAGCGGAGACACGGAGGAGGUCGACCUGCAGGACUACGAUGCCAGCCAGAGCUCAUCAUCAUCAGGUGGCCGCCGAGAGGCGUACCACGACAGCUCCGAUGACGAGAGCAGCCACCACGGAACAGGCGUGCAAUGUGCCCACCAGUAGUCUCUCCCUUUCUUUCUUACACACACACACGCACACACACACUACCAUUCAACCUGUGAAUAAGUUUAGGCUGAAGACAGAUCCAGUACAUCCGAUAGACUCAUGUGCCUGACAUUGUUACUAUUAUCAUCUUGAGUGCACUUUUCUUAUUUGUGUCUGAAGAACUUUUGCAGGGGCAGUCGGAUUCUCGCGGUGCACCUUGUUCAGAUUUAGACCCUUAACACAUAAUCUAAAGUAUUGCAGAUCUAUCAUUCAGGCCCCUCCUCCCUUUCCCUGUCUAAAUCCAUUCCUCUCAUCUAAUGGAGCUUCAGAACAGAAAGAUUGCUGAGUGUGACUUGCAUUGUGAUUUUUGUUUUCAUAGUAUUUACAUUAAUUUAAAAGCUAGCGUACAGAAACAACUGAACGAUGUGAUGAAGAUUCUGUCUGUCGUCCUUUCCUGAGUUCCACUCGGCACCGUUUGUAGGACUUGUUUCUGAUUUUUACACCUUUGUUUUCCUUAAUAGGAUUUUACUUGUUCUUCUUUUACAUUUUAAAUCAAGCGGAGGUUUUGUUUUUCAUUAAAGUGGUUUUUGGUGAGCUUCUUCAGCUGAUAGUAUUUGGAGCUGUUAUUUAAAAAAAAGAGGAAAAGGUUAAGUGACAAAACUAAUUAUAGUCUGUGUCCGUGCGGAGACCAUGUGCAUGUACAAAGCUUUGUUUUUUGCACUUAUCAAACACAAAGUAAAGCAACACAUAAAAAGUCUAUAAAGUUGUUGAGUAAAUUGUUAUUACCAUG